Messenger RNA from Periconia digitata, 940 nucleotides. The record is from the annotation of a GenBank genome assembly. NCBI's taxonomy places the organism in Eukaryota, Fungi, Ascomycota, Dothideomycetes, Pleosporales, Periconiaceae.
UGCUGACUUACACAUCCCCCCGUCUUUCAUGAACUUGAGCUUUUGCCAACUUUACAUAUCGCGCAAUACAACUUUUUGUAGCAAAUUCACUAUGCUCGAAGAUAUAAUGUCUACACCGCAGCGCACACCCGUCUACUUCCUCGGCAUCGGCGGCCCCAACUUCAUCAACAACACCAAACACCCCGCAUACCAAUCCCUCGCCAGCAUCGGUGAAGAAAUCACCAAAGUCGUGAAACCGAGUGCCGUCGUCGUUUUUUCUGCGCACUGGCAAGCCGGCCCAACAACUCUGCAGAUCAAUGCUGCUGAACACCCAGAUUUGAUCUACGAUUUCUAUGGUUUCCCAGACGAAUACUACAAGAUCAAAUAUCCAUAUGUCGGGAGUACAAAGGUUGCAAACAAGGUAUCGGAUAAGCUGAGGGGCGAGGGCAUGGAUGUUGAGAAAGUAGAACGAGGACUUGAUCACGGGGUUUGGGUGGGGUUUUUAGCAGCUUUCGAUCCCCAGAAGAACCCUUUGGGCGUCCCAAUCGUCCAGGUCUCGCUCUUUGGAAGUGAAGAUCUCGAAGCGCAUUACCGCGUUGGCAAAGCACUCGAAAGCUUGAGAGAUGAGGGUAUUCUCAUUAUAGGUGCGGGGAUGACCGUCCACAAUCUCCAAGAUUUCAGGAGAUCGAUGUCUACGGGAAGCACUGCACCUCAGUCAUACUCAACCACAUUCGACAAUGCACUCAAAGAUGCCGUCGAGACAGAGCCUAAGAUACGCAAGAGUGAGCUGCUUUCUCUGAUGAAUCGUGAAGAUGGGAGACAGGCUCAUCCCACGCUGGAUCAUAUACUACCGAUGUACGUGGUUGUAGGGGCUGCAGGCUCGAGUGCUGGGCGCAGGAUUUGGACUAUGGCUGAGCGAAGCCUCAAUUGGGCUUCUUAUCGGUUUGGAGAUCUUGAUUGA